This is a messenger RNA of Octodon degus (degu), 3567 nucleotides long. It is a transcript of the gene Fyn, whose product is annotated as FYN proto-oncogene, Src family tyrosine kinase. The transcript has 15 exons. Gene Ontology annotation, biological process: innate immune response; protein phosphorylation; T cell receptor signaling pathway. Gene Ontology annotation, cellular component: extrinsic component of cytoplasmic side of plasma membrane. Bases 573 to 2198 code for a protein of 541 amino acids. The record is from RefSeq and is a predicted model, not a curated record. Lineage: Eukaryota; Metazoa; Chordata; Mammalia; Rodentia; Octodontidae. Gene Ontology annotation, molecular function: signaling receptor binding; ATP binding; non-membrane spanning protein tyrosine kinase activity.
CCUCUCGCUCCGUGCUGGGGCUGGAGGGGCCGGAGCAUCAGCAAGAGUAGCUGCUAGCAGCCGCGGCGGCGGCGCGUUGUUGCAGUUGCGCCAUCUGUCAGGAGCGGAGCCGGCGGGGAGGGGGCUGCGGGAGAGGAGGAGGGGUCCCUGGAGCCGAAGGCCGCCGAGACCCGCCCGCUGGCCGGCCGCAGGAGCAGAGGCGAGGCUGCGCGCGGAGCCGGCGUCCUCCGCCGUCCGGCGCGCACGGAGGACUCCAGGGCGCACACAAAGCCGCCGCCCGCGCCAGGGAGGGACCCGGCAGCCGGGCCGGGGACACCGGCGCCGCCCCCUCGGCUUCCUCGGAAGGCCCGCGGCCCCCGGGCCCGCGUGGAGCUGCCGGAGCCGCCUGGCCGCGCCGGAGGAGGGCGGGGAGAGGACCAUGUGCCUGGGCUCCGGAGCGGGGCACCGCGCAGUUUUCUGAAGAGGCAGGAUGCUGAUCUAGAUGUGGAAAAAGACCAGUCCUGCUGCUGUUUUAGAAGACAUGUGGUGCAUAUAAAGUCUGUGGUAGUUGGCGGAAAUUUAGAAUUUAGAUAAUGGGCUGUGUGCAAUGUAAGGACAAAGAAGCAACAAAACUGACAGAGGAGAGGGAUGGCAGCCUGAACCAGAGCUCCGGGUACCGCUAUGGCACAGACCCCACCCCACAGCACUACCCCAGCUUCGGUGUGACCUCCAUCCCGAACUACAACAACUUCCACGCAGCGGGAGGCCAGGGGCUCACCGUCUUUGGAGGGGUGAACUCCUCGUCUCACACUGGGACCUUGCGUACGAGAGGAGGCACAGGAGUGACACUCUUUGUGGCUCUUUAUGACUAUGAAGCACGGACAGAAGAUGACUUGAGCUUCCACAAAGGAGAAAAGUUUCAAAUACUGAACAGCUCGGAAGGAGACUGGUGGGAAGCCCGCUCCUUGACAACUGGAGAGACAGGUUACAUUCCCAGCAAUUAUGUGGCACCAGUUGACUCCAUCCAAGCAGAAGAGGACUUGAUUCACCAGAAGAAGGGUAGAAGAAAGUCAGCCAAUGCCGAGCGACAGCUUCUGUCCUUUGGAAACCCAAGAGGUACCUUUCUUAUCCGCGAGAGCGAAACCACCAAAGGUGCCUAUUCACUUUCUAUCCGUGAUUGGGAUGAUAUGAAAGGAGACCAUGUCAAACAUUAUAAAAUUCGCAAACUCGACAAUGGUGGAUACUACAUCACCACCCGGGCCCAGUUUGAAACACUUCAGCAGCUUGUACAGCAUUACUCAGAGAGAGCCGCGGGUCUCUGCUGCCGCCUAGUAGUCCCCUGUCACAAAGGGAUGCCAAGGCUUACCGAUCUGUCUGUCAAAACCAAAGAUGUCUGGGAAAUCCCUCGAGAAUCCCUGCAGUUGAUCAAGAGACUGGGAAAUGGGCAGUUUGGGGAAGUAUGGAUGGGUACCUGGAAUGGAAACACAAAAGUAGCCAUAAAGACUCUUAAGCCAGGCACAAUGUCCCCGGAAUCAUUCCUCGAGGAGGCACAGAUCAUGAAGAAGUUGAAGCAUGACAAGUUGGUCCAGCUGUACGCGGUGGUGUCUGAAGAGCCCAUCUACAUUGUCACCGAGUAUAUGAACAAAGGAAGUUUACUUGAUUUCUUAAAAGAUGGUGAAGGAAGAGCUCUGAAAUUACCAAAUCUUGUGGAUAUGGCAGCACAGGUCGCUGCAGGAAUGGCUUACAUUGAGCGCAUGAAUUAUAUCCACAGAGAUCUGCGAUCAGCAAACAUUCUAGUGGGCAAUGGACUGAUCUGCAAGAUCGCUGACUUUGGAUUGGCCCGGCUAAUUGAGGACAAUGAAUACACAGCGAGACAAGGUGCGAAGUUCCCCAUUAAGUGGACGGCCCCCGAAGCGGCGCUGUAUGGGAGGUUCACAAUCAAGUCUGACGUGUGGUCUUUUGGAAUCUUACUCACAGAGCUGGUCACCAAAGGAAGAGUGCCAUACCCAGGUAUGAACAACCGGGAGGUGCUGGAGCAGGUGGAGCGCGGCUACCGGAUGCCCUGUCCACAGGACUGCCCCAUCUCUCUGCACGAGCUCAUGAUCCACUGCUGGAAAAAGGACCUGGAAGAGCGCCCCACUUUUGAGUACUUACAGAGCUUUCUGGAAGACUACUUUACCGCCACGGAGCCCCAGUACCAGCCUGGGGAAAACCUGUGAGAGCCGGUCUGCAGAGGCCUUGUCCCAGAGGCUCCCCGCCCCUACCCAUUAGCUUUCAAUUCUGUAGCCAGCUGCCCAGCAGCGAGAACCGCCCAGGAUCAGAUUGCAUGUGACUCUGAAGCUGAUGAACUUCCAUGGCCCUCAUUAAUGACAUUUGUCCCCAAAUCCAAACCUCCUCUGUGAAGCAUACGAGACAGAACCUUGUUAUUUCUCAGACUUUGGAAAAUGCAUUGUAUCGAUGUUAUGUAAAAGGCCAAACCUCUGUUCAGUGUAAAUAGUUACUCCAGUGCCAACGAUCCUAGUGCUUUCCUUUUUUUAAAAUGCAAAUCCUAUGUGAUUUUAACUCUGUCUUCACCUGAUUCAACUAAAAAAAGUAUUAUUUUCCAAAAGUGGCCUCUUUGUCUAAAACAAUAAAAUUUUUUUUCAUGUUUUAACAAAAACCAAUCAGGACAGGUGUUUUUUUUUUCUUUUUUAUAAAUAUGAAUCUAUAUAUUAUAUGUCCCUGUAGAUAAACCAAGUGGGUGCUAUGUGGAGCCGUGGUCAGCCUGGGCCUUGAAGCUGCAGGACACAGUGGGAGGAUUUUUACCUGCAUCAAAGCACUGGUGUUAUUCGGAAAUCCAGCAGCCUCGAUUUUGUUUUGUUUUUACAAGGCAUGAUUGCUUUUGCUUUUUCUUUUUGUUCAUUUAAAUUGCACUUCUUGCGUUCACAACUAUACUAGGUGGUUAUUACUUUGACUCUUUUCAGGAACCCUUGAGCUGAGUUCAGAGGUUCUGUUGCCAGUGUUUGCUCCAACUUGCUUCAAUUUGUUCUUGAAACUUAAAAGCGAGUGUAUCUAAGCAAGCGUCCAAUCCUGCCAAGAGAACUGGAAGAUGGAUACCACACAAACUUCUUGUAUAAGAAUACGAAUGCCGAAAUGUUUCAAAUGUUUUUUUAUUUAAUAAAUCUUGUAACCACAUUUAAAUGGUCUAAAACCCACAGUAUUGUAGUCUUGGCAACAUACUAAACUUUCUCAUGCAACUAAAAUUUAUGGGGAAGGUGGGGGGGGGGUUGUACAUGUCCCUUUGUAAAAUAAGUGUUUUAAAUGUCCUGUACUGCCAAUGAAUGACUUUAUAUGUUCAAGAGUUCAGUGGAAUAACUAUGCACUACUUUACAUUUCAUGGGGAUGCACAAAAAAAGUAUUACAUUUUUAGUUGCUGUUUGUACCAACCUUGAAUUACAUGUUUAACAACAACAAAUCAAAAAUGCGAUUUCUAUUGAGUUUUUAAUACCAAGUAGCAACCCUGGAGUCUUAACUCUUUUUUGUUAUGAUUUAUUUGUGAGUUUACAUUUUUAAAUUGUUUAACUUUCUUAAUUUAGUAAUUAAAAGAGA